GUCCCCUCAGGGCCGGGUGUGGGCAGGGCUUGGGCCGAGCCCACUGCUCCGGUGCCAGCCGGGUGUCCCCUCAGGAGCGGGCUCUGCGCGCUGGGGUCAGGCCCCGGUGACAGCGGCUGAUCAGGACGCUGAUCUGCAGUGCAAAUGAAGGCUCGGCCUCCUGUUGCUAUGACGAUUGAUUUCAGACGUCGCAGUGGAGAGACGGGGGGAUAAAGAGCUCAAAAAUUUAUUUCCCUGUAGCUGUGGUGCAAGCAAGAGCCAACCAACAUCAUCUGCUGCCAGUAGAAAAUCUCCAUGCCAGACCUUACCUUUGGCAUGAGGUAAAGUUGCAACUGAGGCUGUGAGGAGGAAUCAACAGGAAAAAUCCAAUUCAUGCUCAAAGAUGGAGACCUUUUAGCCAGCCAGUGAGUCCAACUGCUGCUGCACAUCUGGCAGCACCUCUGAAUGAUCACAUGACUCUUGAUAUGGAUGCAGUCCUGUCAGACUUUGUUCGGUCCACAGGGGCAGAACCAGGUCUGGCAAGAGACUUACUAGAAGGCAAGAACUGGGACCUGACAGCAGCUUUGAAUGACUAUGAGCAGCUGCGGCAGGUGCACACGGCCAACCUGCCCCAGGUGUUCAACGAGGGCAGGUUUUACAAGCAGCAGGAGCCAGAGCAGCCUCCCCAGGUGACCAAGGCUGAGAGGCCCUGCCUGCAAAGGCAGGAUGACAUCGCCCAAGAAAAGCGUCUUUCCAGGGGGAUUUCCCAUGCCAGCUCAGCCAUAGUCUCCCUGGCUCGCUCACAUGUAGCAAAUGACUGCAGCAAUGAGCAGUUCCCUUUGGAGAUGCCCAUCUACACAUUCCAGCUGCCAGACCUGAGCGUGUACAGCGAGGACUUCAGGAGCUUCAUCGAGCGGGACUUAAUUGAGCAGGCCACCAUGGUGGCAUUGGAGCAAGCAGGACGCCUCAACUGGUGGUCCACGGUGUGCACUAGCUGCAAGCGCCUGCUGCCCCUGGCCACAACGGGUGAUGGAAACUGCCUCCUGCAUGCUGCCUCUCUAGGGAUGUGGGGAUUUCACGACCGGGACCUUGUGUUACGGAAAGCCCUCUAUACUAUGAUGAGAAGUGGAGCUGAAAGGGAAGCACUGAAACGAAGAUGGAGAUGGCAACAGACUCAGCAGAAUAAGGAGUCAGGGCUGGUGUACACGGAAGAGGAGUGGGAACGCGAGUGGAACGAGCUGCUCAAGCUGGCGUCGAGCGAGCCGCGCACGCAUUUCAGCAAGAACGGGGGCACUGGUGGGGGAGUGGACAAUGCAGAAGAUCCAGUGUAUGAGAGCUUGGAAGAAUUCCAUGUUUUUGUCUUAGCCCAUAUCUUGAGAAGACCAAUUGUUGUAGUAGCAGACACGAUGUUACGAGACUCAGGAGGAGAAGCUUUUGCACCGAUACCAUUUGGAGGAAUUUAUUUGCCACUUGAAGUUCUGCCAAACAGAUGCCAUUGCUCACCUCUUGUGCUGGCCUAUGAUCAGGCCCAUUUCUCUGCUCUUGUCUCCAUGGAACAAAAAGACCAACAGAGAGAACAAGCGGUGAUCCCCCUGACUGACUCUGAACACAAGUUACUGCCUUUGCACUUUGCGGUCGAUCCUGGGAAAGACUGGGAGUGGGGAAAAGAUGACAAUGAUAACAGCAGACUGGCCAAUUUGAUUCUGUCUCUUGAGGCAAAGCUUAAUCUUCUGCACAGCUACAUGAAUGUAACCUGGAUCCGCAUCCCCUCUGAGACACGGCAGGCCCCUUUGGCUCAACCAGAAUCCCCUACAGCUUCUGCUGGAGAAGACGUGCAGUCUCUGGCUGACUCCAUGGACUCAGACCGAGAUUCCAUCUGUAGUAAUUCCAAUGGCAAUAAUGGCAAAAACGGUAAAGAAAAAGAAAAGGACAAACAAAGGAAAGAUAAAGACAAAACCAGGACCGAUUCAGUUGCCAAUAAAAUAGGAAGCCUCAGUAAAACCCUGGGAAUUAAACUGAAAAAGAACAUGGGUGGUCUUGGAGGUCUGGUGCACGGGAAGAUGAGCCGAGCCAAUUCAGGGAAUGGAAAAAAUGGUGACACAGUAGAGAAAGUCAAGGAGAAGAAGUCCAAGACUCGCAAAGGGAGCAAAGAGGAAUCUGGACAGUCUGCGAGCACGUCUCCGUCUGAAAAGACCACUCCAUCUCCGACUGACAGAGCCAGCAGCUCCCCCACUGAAAAGGUGAACACUAAACCCUUCUCUGACAAGCAGUCCGACCCAUGGAAGUACAGCACAGACGUGAAACUCAGCCUAAAUAUUUUGAGAGCUGCCAUGCAGGGUGAACGAAAGUUUAUUUUUGCUGGCCUUCUUUUGACCAGUCACAGGCAUCAGUUCCACGAGGAGAUGAUCGGCUAUUACCUGACCAGUGCCCAGGAGCGCUUCAAUGCAGAACAGGAGCAGAAAAGAAAGGAAGCUGAGAAAAAAGCUGCACUGAAUGGCUCCUCUAGUAGGAAACUGGAGCCAGAGGCAUUUUCAAAAGAAAAAUUAGAACCAUCUCCUCAGGAUAGGGCAUCACCCGUCUUACCUCAAAGCCAUACAACUCAACUGGUUUUAAAAUUCAAAGACCGCACUAGUCCCACUCCCGGGUCCUUUUCUUCACCCAGCAACGGUGCCAAGAAAAGCGGCCCCAUCCCGGUGUCUGCCCACUAUAGCCAUACCCCCCCUGUUCAAAGGCAAAGUGUCAUCCAUUUGCAUGAUGUCAACUCCAAGCCAUCGAGCUUCCAGGAUGAUACCUACAAGCCAGUGGUUGGCACCCUGAAAACCUGUGCCACCUACCCCCAGCAGAACAGAUCGCUGUCCUCGCAGAGCUACAGCCCCGCGCGGCUGCCUGGGAUGCGCACGGUGAACACGGUGGAGUCGCUGAGCUACACCAGGCCGGCCGAACACAAGUCCCAGACCUACACGAAUGGCUUCGACACCGGGGACAUCAGAGACUGCUUGGAGUACGCUGACGAGGACGCUCCUCAGAGCUGGCUGAACAACGACAAAAACCAAGGCAGAAGCACAGUUUGCCCAAUAUAUUCCAUCCAGCAGAACCGCUGUAAGAAGGAGAACUGUUCCUUUUAUGGUCGCCCUGAGACUGAAAAUUACUGUUCCUACUGCUACAAAGAGGAGUUAAAGCGCAGGGAGAGGGACAGCAAGGGACACAGGCAUUGAGAAUUCCUCCAUGACUACUUAGUUUUACCAUUUUCUUACUUACAAAGUAAACAGUGUUGGAUUGCAGUAAAAGGAAUCCUUAAAGAAUAAAGGAUUGAUGAGUAAA
Vidua macroura (Pin-tailed whydah) is the source of this 3300-nucleotide messenger RNA. It is a transcript of the gene OTUD7A, whose product is annotated as OTU deubiquitinase 7A. Gene Ontology annotation, molecular function: cysteine-type deubiquitinase activity; zinc ion binding; DNA binding. The record is from RefSeq and is a predicted model, not a curated record. Lineage: Eukaryota; Metazoa; Chordata; Aves; Passeriformes; Viduidae. Gene Ontology annotation, biological process: protein K48-linked deubiquitination; protein K63-linked deubiquitination; protein K11-linked deubiquitination. Bases 453 to 3194 code for a protein of 913 amino acids. Gene Ontology annotation, cellular component: nucleus; cytoplasm. The transcript has 13 exons.